This is a messenger RNA of Harpegnathos saltator (Jerdon's jumping ant), 1261 nucleotides long. RefSeq lists its product as uncharacterized. Lineage: Eukaryota; Metazoa; Arthropoda; Insecta; Hymenoptera; Formicidae. The record is from RefSeq and is a predicted model, not a curated record. The transcript is spliced from 4 exons. Bases 586 to 1128 code for a protein of 180 amino acids.
AUCCUUCUAUUCGUAGCAGUAGCACAGCCGACGUUAACGCGGAUGCGACUCUACGUGCUUCUCGCCUCAUUCGGCUCUCGUCUCCUUUGUCCACCCGAACCUUCGCGCUUCUGUCGCAUUUCGACAUCUUUCCAGGGAGAUUUGUCUCGGACCACCGACUGAAUCACGUUGCUCUUGAUCGGUUCGUCGAGAAACUGGACGCACCGUGCGACGAAUCUUUUCGCGAUUCGUUUGUUCUCUCUCGAGAGAUUCGACUCGGGUUGUUCUGGCACAAAUUACAUUCGCUUUCGACACGAUAGCUGAAUUCGAAAGAAUUCGUGAUUUUCCCCUCGACAGAGAUAAAGUCCGGUCCUAUCAUUUAUCGUCGCGACGGCGCGAAGGCGACGUGACUUUGCGAAAACUCCGGCGAAGACGAUCAACAUCCAGGGAGAAGUAAUAUUCGCACUUUGCGAAGAGUCAACCACGAAGAUAGGCGGUGAACGUUCCUCUCGCCAGCAAGGAUUCGAGAAAGCGAAAGUUCGCGAGUUUUGCAGUAUUGCUACGCAUUCGGAUAGUUGAAGACCUUUGCAAAGAUUUACGGGAACAAUGAGAAACGUAUUGUUGAGGUCAAUCUACAUCCUUCUCAUAUUGAGGACACUCGUCGCUGUGGGAUUUCCAACCAACACAGAAGCAGAUGACAAAACUUCUUUAGAGAAGAAUAGUAUCAUAGGGGAUGUCGCCAAGAACGAUGCGUAUGCAUCAGUUGAGUCUUACAUGUGUAUUCAUAUACCACCCGAGCUGAAAAAUUGCAAUUUUCCUAGUUACCAUAAGAACAUGGAAAACUCUCGUUUGCUGGAAAAUACAUGGAUAGAGAGAAGAAAGCGCGAAUUAUUAAAUGAUAACAAAGAGAACAUGCCAGACUCGUCGACAAACAUUUCGGAAACGGAAAAACGAUUUCCGAGGCAGAGACCCGAAAAGAUUAUAAUAUAUGAAAUACAAAGAUGUGUACCGCAUCGGUUACCAUUUAUUUUGCCUUGGUGUACAAAAGAGGAUCUUGCCGCUAAAGAGAACGAGAUUUAUCGACUUACUCCUUUCGUGAGAAAAAAUACCUCGACAACAUCGUUGGAACAUCCGGAUUAUGAUGUAUAGAUAAACUCAAAUUAUUAAACUCGAAAUUUAUGCUAUGACCAAAGUUUGAAAUCUAUAAUUACGUGAAUUUGUUGAGCUCUUGGUAUUUUGGUCGAUUAUUUCUAUUGGUUUCGUAAGUACGUAUGAUAGAAUU